Kockovaella imperatae is the source of this 3184-nucleotide messenger RNA. RefSeq lists its product as hypothetical. The transcript has 4 exons. The annotation marks the transcript as partial. Gene Ontology annotation, molecular function: ATP hydrolysis activity; ATP binding. The record is from RefSeq and is a predicted model, not a curated record. Lineage: Eukaryota; Fungi; Basidiomycota; Tremellomycetes; Tremellales; Cuniculitremaceae. Gene Ontology annotation, cellular component: mitochondrial outer membrane.
GAUGAAAGUAUUCUCUUCCGGUACUUGCUGGAAUCGUGCAUGUCACACUAUGCGCCGCCUUUGGCCAUCUCGGUUGGUCACAAGGCUGGCGCUGUCACACCGACAGACUAGACUAUCCCUACAAGGCCCGUCUCCCAGAUUUUGGCACGGAUCGACAUCCUAUCAAGCCAGAUCCGCUCGACCCGUGCCUCGCAAUGCCGAAAAUGCUACUGACAGAUUAGAACGUGUUGAGGAAAAAGUUGAGGAUGAGAGAUUGGAUGAGGAUAGCUCUGAAGAGGAGAUCGUUGGCGCCCUUGGACCUCCUCCUUCGCCCACCGCUUUCGCAGAGCGGAUUCUUUCCGUGACCCCACCUCAAUCGCCAGUACAAGGAGCUCAAUACUUAAAGCCUCUGCAGGAUGCUCUUUUGUCUGCAUUCCUCCCAGCGAACCAACACGUUCAUCCCGUAGCAUCAUGCUCGACCGAUCGAUCUAGUGACAGUGGCUUGAUGCAGGUCGGUCUGCCGUUCCAUCAGAUCACAGGCGGUGCUCUGGUACCCCCUUCCGCAAGCAGGGACACGGAGCUCCUACAAGAAUCUGUCAUUGCCGUGACAUCACCCUUUGAAGGUGGCAGCUACUACAACUUCGAGUCGGUCAAAUUGACCGCGGCUACAUUGGAUGCCGAUCUGUUGAAGUUUGACCUCGUGCUGGGCGUGGGUCUCAACGGGACUGAGACAGCGUACAAUGACGUGCCCCUAGCUCCAAAGCUGCCGAGACGCCUGAACCCUCCGAUGCAGGAUGUAGCUGGCUUGGAUGCAAGAGUCACAAAGCACGAGGCACCGGCGCCUGCAAGAGCUGCAGAGAACGAAGAGACUGAAGAAACCCAAGACGCCGAGGACUCGAUGGACGAGUCUGGAGACUUUCAGGCGUCCGGCCGGACAAUUCUCGUCACCUCGUUGGUUCCGCAGCAAUUCGGAGGAAGAGACCCCUAUCCUAGGACAACUCGACCGCUGGACAGUGAGAAAGUGGAAUGGGUGCGAUUCUUCCUCGAGAUUCUGAGAGCGCAACGAUCUCGUCGGCCGCGGAUCGUGUAUCUCGAGGGAUCCACAAGUAUGGGUCCCUCUUUCCCAGUCUGGUGGACCUCUUUCAUCAAGGCUGUCCGCCUGUAUCGUGCUGAUAAGGGCGAAAAGGAGGCCUUGGGAAAUUGCGAGGCCAAAAGGAAACUUGUCAUUGUCCUCUCCUUUAGUCCUUCCCUCCUGCCGCACCACUCAGCUACAUCAAGGUCGCAGCCGGUGUCUCAGGCUUCCAUGCCGCCCAAACAUAUUCCGGAACCGCUGCAAAGUCUCGCCUUACACCUUUCUGGAGAGAGAGACCCGGAUGAUGCUGUGCCGUUGUGGUGGGGAGGAAUAGAAAAUGAUACGAACGGUCGCGAGCAACGCAUACGGGAGCGUUUAUCCAGCUUCGUCAAAGGCAAUGACCAAUGUGUAAUCCCAUUCUUAUCGAUCUCUACCGGGGAGCAAGGUGGCUUGAACCUCCCUCUGCCGUUCAUGGAGAUGUUGUCUCCCCAAAGUCAGGCAGAGAACCUGUUCGACAGGAUCAUUUGGAGAUCGAUUCCCAUUGUCCCAGCGAAAAGGCAGCGGCAACACGAGCAAGUGGAAAGGCUUACAUCUCGACUCGCUAUAUCGGCUGCAUUGGUCCAAAAUGCUUUGGCGCCUUUUGAUGGUAGUUUGGGGGAUAUCGAGUCCUGCCUCCGCGAGGUAGGAAGCCACACAAUGUACCGUGACGCUGGAGAUCGUGGCAAGCCUCUUUAUACGCUCGGCCAGGAGCGGAGAGCCUCUAAAGCUUUCGAUUUGAUCGAGGACAGUCAUCUGCAUUGGCAGAAUGCUGUCAUAACCUCUCAAAAAGCAAGAAUUAUAGCAAGCGUGGCCUUAAGCAAUCGAAUACGCGCCAGUCGCAGCUUAGUCGUGCCUUGGUCUGAUAUCAUCGUUGCCUCGAAUGAGGUUUCGACAAUGUCGCAAACGCUCAGGCGACAUGUGGCCGGCCUUACCAAGAAGAUUAAACCGCAGUCUCGGGCUCAACCGCAACCGCCACCGGCCAGGUCAGUUGACUCUUCGGCCUCCCUCAUCGCUUCGGUAAAGAUCUCUAAAGAUCUCGAUACCUACGAAAAACGCCUGCUUCGUUGUAUAGUGGACCCGAGCAAGAUCUCCAGCGGUACUUUUGACAAAGUCCAUCUCCCAGUCGAAACAAUUGACACUAUCCGCACCAUGAUAACGCUGCCCUUACUUUAUCCCGACGCAUUUGCGCGCGGAGUUCUCAAACAUCAUGCCUCCAAUGGCGCAUUGCUCUUCGGGCCCCCCGGCACCGGCAAAACCCUGAUGGCGCGUGCCGUGGCAAACGAAAGCGGGGCAAGAAUGAUCGCAAUUCAGGCGGGAGAUGUCAACGACAAAUACGUGGGAGAGAGCGAGAAACUGAUAAGGGGCAUCUUCUCUCUCGCUCGACGCCUGGCGCCAUGUAUUAUUUUCUUCGACGAAGUAGAUUCUCUCUUCGGCGCUCGAUCUGGAGACUCUUCAGGUCGACAUCACCAUCAAGUACUGACAGAAUUCAUGCAGGAGAUGGAUGGUCUGGGAACAGCAGAAGUUAACAAGAAGAAGGGAGUGAUGGUCAUAGGGGCAACAAAUCGACCUUUUGAUUUAGAUGAAGCUGUCUUAAGACGUUUACCUCGAAGACUAUUGAUUGAUCUCCCGGAUGUGAAAAGUCGUCGAGCGAUCCUGGACAUCAUGCUGCAAGAUGAAGCUGUGGCAGACGAUGUUCAACUCGACGCUAUUGCCCAGGACACUGAGGGAUUUUCUGGUUCAGAUUUGAAGCAUCUCUGCGUGUCCGCCGCGAUGGCUGCUGUGAAAGAGACCGUCAAGGUUCCUUGGAAGACCAAAGACGUCGUAGCUAUCUCGGAUGGCACAGUCCAGCAAGAUUCAGAUACCCACCUGAAGAGAGUCCUUUGCCGUCGUCACUUCGACUCUGCACUCAAGCAGAUCCGGCCGUCUGCAUCUGAGGAAGGUACUUUCACCGCGCUGCGGAAGUGGGCAGAGCGAUUUGGAGACGGCGGCAGUGGGCGAGGCCGCAAGACGGGAUUCGGUAACGGAUUUGGGUUUAGCGACCCAGCAUCAAAAUCUCGCAGAGAUACGGGAUACGGUCGGAUCACGCAGGUAUGA